AAUAAACUACGGGAAGAGAAUCACAUACUCAUACAUUGAUCAUGAAGUCGUGAAGUUAAAGUUGUCCGAGGCAUUGUCAUUGUGAUACCAAGCGCGUGUCAACACAAAACAGCAGUAAGAUGAUAAAUACGAAACACUGCAGUUAUUUGAAAGUCUUUUAACAAUAAUUAAAUAUCAUUGAUUUAGUUUUACAUUGGCAUUACACAUUAGUAAAAAAAAUGCUGGCAGAGGGAGAGGGGAUGCAAAAGGUAAGUUUGUUGUGAGGACAUCCUUUGUGGACAACCCCUAUCCUGAGCCGUGAUUUGUGAACGCCCCCUUUUUGGUUAAGCCUCUGCCCAUAACUCACCACCAUCCCCCACUCCCCGGCAAGGAUCGAUUUCUUUAAAAAAAACAACAACAACAAAUACAAAAACUUUGACAUAGCGCAAAUCCUGUCCCAAGCCGGCCAUUGUGCAAUGGUUUCUAUGAGAAAACGUCGCGUUUUACCCUGAGAAUAGCACAUGCCAUGCCAUUCUGGAAACAAAUUACGUCAUGAAAAGGGUAAACGCAGACCUAUGGCUUUGCUAUACAGUUUGCUACCGCUCCGCAAGUUUCUAAAAUCGAGGUGUUUUCAAAAGAUUUGCUGUGAGACUGAGUGUUGUGAAUGAACCUUUGAUAUCGUAUGUACAUUUUGCCAAUGCAUAAGGCAUAGUGAAAGCAAGAUGGUUCAAGGUUGAAAUACGACCAUGCACAUUAAUAUUCAUAUGCAUGAAUAUUAUUCAUACUGGUAUUUUCUUUGGGUGUUCGUAAAAGUAAAAUGUAAAUAUUCAACUACACGAAGAAUGUUGAAAUACAAUAGAAUAUCAGUCACUUAGUAUUCAUAAUAUUUCUGUUAUACAUGUUCAUCAUGAAUUACAUGCGCUUUCAGAAACUUUAAGUUUGUUUUCAAAUGUCUAAAGUCUUAUUACUAAAGUUACCGGUAUUUUCAAAGUCAAAGGCCGGUACAACUUGUUGAAACACUUAUAUAUAUAAAUAAAUAUAUAAAGUGUUUCUAAUAUAAUAUUUAAACAUAUAAUUAAAUUGUUUAAAUUGCUACAAAACAUUUUAAUGGGAGGAAAAAAACUCGAUCCCCUACUGAGAAUUGAUCUCAAACUAUAUUAUCGCCAAGCGUCCACUCUACCACUUGACCACACAAGAUCUUCUCUAACCAGAAUAUCUUAAAACCAGGCCAAUGGUAAAAUUUUGCCGCGGUGUACCCAGGCCAAAGCCCACGAUUUCACUAGGUACACCGCCGCGGUUUACGCAGGCCAAAGCCGAUGGUUUCGCUAGGUACACCGCCGCGGUGUACGCAUCCACUUCGAUAGUAUAAUAGAGAAAACUUUAAAUUAAAAAAAAUCAACUUUCUAUAUUUAAUAGUUUCUGAGCUAUGAUAACUAUGAAUUUUCGGCUAUUCAAUAUUGUUGACGUCAUUUGUAUGGGAAAUGGGUGUCAGCGCAGAAAAAUUCAAGUUCUUAAUUUUUGGACUUUGGUGCAACUCUAUUAGUAAAAGGAUUAAUGAUUAAUUUGUCAUAAAAUUGUGGUAUCUUUCCACAUGUUCACAAAUAGUCGACAUCUUGACCAACGUUAACAUUACCACAUACUUUUUUUGUUUGUCUUUUUUGAUCGACAUUAGUUUUAGGCAUCUUUCCCUCAAAAUAUUUUGAAGUAUUAAAUUCUGAUGGCAUUAGGCCUAUAUAUUAAUGUAUGUGUAUGCCAAUUCUCCUUGAUGUGGGAAUGUAGGCCGUGUCUGAUGUUUGUUAUGCUUGUCCCAGUAACCUGCAUUACCAUGAGUUCGUUCAGCCUAAUUUGGACCAUGCCAUGCCCCUUUUUAAUGGAAAUAUUCAAUUAUGACCACUAUUUACAUCAAAAUAUUUCAUACAUUUUGUUUUAUAAUGAACUUAGAAGUAAUUAAACAAGAAUAUUUUAAUUUGAGGUUUAAAAACCCAGUAGAGUCCAUAAACUAAAUGAUCGGCUAAUGUGAAGAGAUUGCAUCCUGACGUCAUUUGCGUGUUUUGUCCCUGGUUCUGAUAGGGUCAAAAGCCAGGUUAGGGUAAGUUUAGGGUUCAGGUUAUGUUUAGGCUAGGGAUAGAUUUAGGGUUCAGGUUAGGCUUAGAGAUAAAUUUAGGACACAAGUUCACGGGUCACGGCAACCAAGAUGGCGGCCAUGUUAAAAAAAACGCGGUGCUAUCUCUUCACAUUUACCAAAUAAUCAUAAUUUGCUCUGUGCAAAACAUCGUCAUGGGCAGCCAUUCACAGUCACUUGCAUAAUGGCUAUACCGUAGUACUAUCUCAGAGUUUCAUUCAUAAGACUUUGCCGUGUGCUAAAACUAUUGAAAGGGAAAGAUUUAAUUAAUUAGUCAUGUGCCGAAGUUGAAAGUUCAAAAUAAGUAGUCCCUUAACAGUAUUUUAGGGAUAAGGAGAUGCAUUGCCUUAUAUAGACUAUGUAGUAUAUACCAAUAUAUUGGACACCGUAGACUUGAUUAACAGAAAAGCCAUAUAUUAAUAUAUUAUAUUAACCCUCUUGGGACGGAUGGAGUAGCGACACAAGAUGAAUGUCACAAGAGCACACCUAGAAACCUACAUGUAUCUGUGGAGAUACAAAUUAUAUAAAGCCAUUUAUAAACAACCAAUAUUCUAUUAAAACCAUGUCAUAGAGAUUUACAGCCAACAACUGGGUAGCAUUUUCUGUUAACCAAAAGCAGAACAGACUAUUAAAUGGGUAUAAAAAAAAAAGGCUAAUACUUGGGGAAAAAAUGGCAAGUUAUUAGUUACCUUCACUUUGAAAAAAUUUAUAGAAAUAAUAUUGUAGGAUCUUUUUCAUUUAAAUAUUACUUUAUUUCACUUUUUACAUAAGUGUAGGUUUUCAUGACGGUCUGACAUCUGUUUUUAAAGCUUUCCAUGUUUUUAUUUAAGUCUCAUUUGAUUGAGGAGGAGUAAUUUGGGAACGUUUCAUCACAUUAUUCAAACAUAUAAUAAAUGUUUCAGAUAAAAAGAAGUCAUGAAGCUCACAAUAGUUGCGCUCAGCUAUUUCAAAAAGUACGUCCAGCGUGAAAUUGCUCAAGCUUCAGGAGUUUCCAUAUAUAAACCUUUACAAGGCUGGAGGCACUUACGAAAAAGGAAUUGGAUUUAUGAUGAGAACCGGCCUUGGACAGAUGCAGCCAAGGAUGCCAACUUACCAGGCAAGCGAUUGACUGAACUGAUAGAGCCGAUUUCAGAGUCAGAAUGGAAAAUAUUCAAAGGUGAUCGUGUAAGUAUGUUUACUAUGUUUACAUCUCUGGGUGUGUAGAGGCAGUAGCAAUGCAUCACAACUAACUUCAGUGUAAAAUACAAUCUUUCCGAUUCUUUGGUUCUGCUUGAUCUCUGCUUAAUUUUUACAUUCAUUUUAUAAAAAAAUAAUGUAUUGUUAAAAAUAUGGAAAUUUAAUUUACAUUGUAGGAAAGAAAGACAUGCUAAACUAUAAUAUUAUGAAUAUAAAAACAUGGGAAUAUAAUUUAUUAUUAUUAUUAUUAGUGGUCUUAUAUUUAAAUAGUUAGAGCUAAGUAUUUGAAAGUCACAAAAGUAACAGUCACAUUGCAGUUUUUAAAAAAGAAUCCUGCCAUUAAUUAUUUUUUCACUACAUUUUAAUUUACUUUACUUUAAUUUUAAUAAGAGCAGAAAAUUUGGUUGUGUAGUUACUAUGAAAGUUACUUCAGAUUUAUUGACAUCUAAAAGCCAUUUUAGAAUAAUAUGCUUUCAUGUUGGAUUACUUGGAUAGAACAAAGAUUAUUUUAAUUUAAAUUUUAAGUCAACUCAUACUUCCCACAUGCUUUUUAUCCCUUAAUAAAUGAAAGUCUACGUGAAACAGUUUUUGGUGGUAACCUUUUGUUUAGAUUUUAAAAACUUACUGACAUGAAGACCCCUUAUCUUAAAGUCACCCUUUUAUCUUGUUAUCCAAAUUAUUGUUAUUUGUACAUGUGACAACUUUUACAUGAAAUUAUAAAGUUGUAAGAUGGAUUUGUAAAAUAUUGUCCUUUUUAAUAAAAACAUUUGAUAACAAUUGACAUGGGAUUUGUUUGUCACUCAUCAACAUCUUGGAGCUAAAAUGGCCUUGGGUUCCGUAAAGAGUGGCCAGUUGAUUUACACUACAGACCGACCAAAUUUGAUUUUCUGAUUUCGGCAGAAACCAAAACAAAAGUGACAGUUCAAAAUGACUUUCGGUCGAAACUGAAAGAUUUAGAAAUUUGGAAACUUGUUUGUGCAGACAAUCUACCUAUGUUGAAAAAUGAUGGGGGAAAAGUAAUUAUCAAGAAUUUUAUUUAUAAACAUCUAAUGAAUACUUUGACUUUUACCUUUUGAAGUAAAAACUAAUUUAAAGUUGUUAAAAAUGUAUUUUAAAGUACCGUAGUAUUGUAAGAAGAAGAAAAAAUUAGAGGGGGUGCGGGGCGCAAAAAUUCAUGCAAAAUUGACCCUUGUGCACCCUUUGCUUAUAUAAUAUAAUGACAACAUUUGGUAUAGAUCAAAAGAUUAGCCUCCGUAUUUUUCAUGUGCAUAGCUCACUAAAAUGUCCAAACAAAAGCCUUGAAACAGGCAUUCUUAGUGGUUGACAUUUAAUCAGGAUGUAUGUCUGGUUAGCUUGGAUAUUCCUUGAAAAUAUAUUUUCCUUUGAGUUAGAAAUUCACAUUAAUUUCUAAUUAAAGCCAACCUUGGAGUUUCUUUUCAUUUUUUUUUUUCAAUGUACGCAUCUGAACCCCCCCCCCCCCCCCUCUUUUUUUUCUCUAUUUUUCUUCUUUUUUUUUCCUUCUGCCUAAAGAGUUGUUUUGAAAUUAUUUUUUAAAAUCUAAAAACAAUUAUUUGGAUCAUUUAAGAAGAAGUAUACAACUAACUUUUGAUAACUUACACCUUUAAGUUUUAUUCAGCUAUUGAUGAACAGGUUAGAAAGAAAUUCAAAUCUUUUUUAGAAUGAGAUGUGUACGUAUUUUGAACUGUUGGUUAUCAAAUAUGAACAACCCUGCUGGAGUAUCAAUAUAGAUUUUAUUUUCACAGUUACAUCCCUUAUAUUUAAUUUUUUAAUUUUUUUUUUUUUAAAUCAUAAAUCACUGGUCACGUGAAACUCCAAACUUAUGGAAUGAUCGGACGAUCACUAUUAGAGACCGACCGAAAGUGAUUUUCUGAUUUUGGCCUCAGCCGAAAAUAGGCCGAAAGUUUAAAAUGACUUUCGGCCGAAACCGAAAAAAUGCAGAAAGUUUAAAAAUUACUUUCGGCCGAAACCGAAAAAAGGCAGAAAGUUAAAAAUGAAUUUUGGCCGAAGCCGAAAAUGAAAUAUUAAGAUAUUUUGAAAUUCAUUCCCGUAUACAUUCUGCAUACAUCGAAAAUGAUGUGGGAAAGUAUAAACAUUUACAUUCUUUUUAUAAAAAAUGAGAUAAUCGUGAAUAUUAAUAAAUAAACAUCUAAUAUAAGGGUCUCAAAGUCGCGGCCCGUGAGCUAUUUGUGACCCGCAAGACGAUAUUUGUGGCCUGCUACAUGACAGAAAAGUUUAGUGUAAAUGCGCCGGCCCGUUUCCCCCCAUUCUCAUAUCUAUAACGUGACUCUCCGCGACGGUUUCAGUCGAAUCUCACCGACUAGUCUAAUUCUGAUAUUAUUAUUUUUAAUGUUUCUAUAUAUUUUUGUAUGCCAGGUCUCUGGCAACAGUGAGUAUUUCUUGCAGAACCCUUAGAGAUUUUAUUGUUAUUUAUAAAGGUUGAGCAGAUUGUAACAGUUGUAAUCGCUUUUUUGUGGAUUACUUGAUGCGGCCCACUCUCAUUCAGAUACUACCUCCUGUGCCCCCCCCCCCCUUUUUCCCCCAUAUGAUUUGAGUUUGAGACCCUUGAUCUAAGAAUACUUAGGAUUUUAACAUUUUAAUAUAAAAUUAAUUUAAAUUGCUUUACAGUUUUUUUGUAAAAUUAGUAUGGUAGGAGAAAAUUAGGGGGGGGGGGAAUUAAUGCAAAAUAUAUUUUUUUUUAAACAGGGUCUCUAAAAAAUGUGGUUCUAAAAGAUCGCUUAAUUUGUUUUUAAAGAUCGUUUAGUUGGUUGUUAUUGAUCGAUUAGUUUGUUGUUAAAGAUCGUUUAGUUUGUUGUUAAAGAUCAUUUAGUUUGUUCUUAAAGAUUGUUUAGUUUGUUGUUAAAGAUUGUUUAGUUUGUUCUUAAAGAUCGCUUAGUUUGUUGUAAAGAUCGCUUAGUUUUUUUCAUAAAGAUCGCUUAGUUAGUUCUUAAAGAUCACUUAGUUUGUUGUUGAAGAUCGCUUAGUUUGUUGUAAAGAUCGCUUAGCUUUUUCAAAAAGAUCGCUUAGUUUGUUGUUAAAGAUCGCUUAGUUUGUUCUUAAAGAUAAUUAAUUUUGUUCCAUUAAGAUAGAUUAGUUUGUUGUUAAAGAUCUUUUAGUUUGUUCCUAAAGAACAUUUAGGUUUCUGUUAAAGAUCGCUUAGUUUAUUCUUAUAAAUCAUUUAGUUUACUAUUAAAGAUCAUUUGUUUUGUUCUUAAAGAUCAUUUAGUGCGGUCUUAAAAAUCGUUUAGUUUGUUCUAUUUGAGCAUUUAGUUUGUUCUUAAAGAUCGCUUAGAUUGUUCUUAAAGAUCGCUUAGUUUGUUUUAAAGAUCGUUUAGUUUGUUCUUAAAUGUCCCUUAGUUUGUUGUUAAAUAUCGUUUAGUUUGUUCUCAAAGAUCGCUUAAUUUGUUCUUAAAUGUGGCUUAGUUUAUUGUUAAAUAUCGCUUUCAUUGAGUAUUAAAAUGACCGAAAACCUGAGUCACUUUCGGCCGGAUGGCAGAAAGUCUAAGUCAAUUUUGGCCGAAACCGAAGAAAAACCGAAAGUUAACUUGUCUCUUUCUGCCGAAACCGAAAUUAAGCCGAAAGGUAACUUUUCAGUUUUGACCGAAACCGAAACUUGGCCGAAAGUGAUAAAAUGGCCACUUUCGGGGCCGAAACCGAAGCCGAAAUUCGGUCGGUCUCUAAUCACUAUAUAUUAAACAAAAAUUGAUAAUUUAAUGAAAAAUGUUUAGGAGACCAAAAAAAAAAAAAUAUGCAAGGCCCUUACAAAAUUAUUUCGGAAUCUUUAGUGUAGACUUUAAGGAAAUGCAAUAAGAACUGUUGUUGUUUUUUUUUAAACCUAAAACUGUUAAAUGCAGUAUUGGGAUAUGUAAAUAUCGUUAUACUCACUACACAAGCAAACAAAUCGCGGUGAGAAGAUAAUGAUCUUCUGUCUCUGGCACCUAAUAAGUCAACUGACUCUCCCGGCUCAUAAGCUGGCUGGAUUUUCUUGUCCACAUUUUAUAUUAUUUAGGCUAAAUGUAGUUUUGUUUGUGUUUUUUUCCACCAAUUUUAUCUCAUAUUCUGGGUGCCUUAGUUUUAAACGUUUAAACACGGGUUAGUCUUAGUAGUUAUAAAUGAUCCAUAGUUAUAAAUGAUCCAUAGUUAUAAAUGAUCCACGCUUAGGUUUAAGUCUAAGUUAUCAUCCAUUUAUACAACCAUUAUUUUCCUGAUUCACAUAAAUUAAAUAGCUUAAAGCAGUGGUUCUCAACCUUCCUAAUGUCGCGACCCUUUAAUACAGUUCCUCAUUUUCUGGUGACACCCCCCCCCCGGUCAUCAUUUUUUUUCCGUUGCUGCCUCAUAAAUAUGUGUUUUCCGAAGGUCUUAGGCGACCCCUGUGUAAGGGUGGUGCGACCCCCAGGUUGAUAACCGCUGGCCUACAGCAUCUACAGUCAAAGGGACUCAAUAACUAACAGCCAUCCCAUUAUAGAAUGAGUUUAUAUCUUAUGAGUAGGUAUUAGGAAAUAAUAAGACAAGGUCUAUAAAUAGUACUUUAACUGUACUGACUCUCGUAGUCGCCACACUACACAGACGCGAGAUCAGCCGACGGAGCGUAAAACUGCUGGCGACUGUAGGAACAAAUAUGUGGGUCACAUUAACCCAGUUACAGAAAUCAAUUCUGCACAGCCAUUUACUUUUUUGUGCAUUCGGUCAUAAAGUACAUGGUACACGAGCCGGCAAAUGGGCGCUCCCAGUGUGGUGGUGGUGCUGCAGUCUGAAUGUGGUGGUGGUGCUGCAGUCUGAAUGUGGUGGUGCAGUCGAAUGUGUUGGUAGGGGUACAGUCAGAAUGUGGUGGUACGAGCGUAAUGUGGUGGCACAGUCUGAAUGUGUGGAUGGGGAGUUGUCAUAUAUGAUCAUAGUCAUAGGCCGUAUAGACUUAUAAGAGGUGUAUGUUGUGGUGCAUGCAAUGGUGCAGAGAUGUAGUUGACUGGUCGGCCGAUUGAAUCCAGAGAUGGGCACACGUAUUUCUGAGACGUGUAAAGAUAGGGAAGAAAUUGUUUUGUGGAUACGCUACAUGGAUUACGUGAUGUUUUGGUGUCUACGCCACUGGAAAAAGAUUUGUUUGUUAUGUAAGGACGGCUGGUUUAAAUGUAAGGACAACAGGUUGAUGUAAAUGUAAGGACGGCUGGUUUAAAUGUAAGGACAGCUGGUUUAAAUGUAAGGACGGCUGGUUUAAGUGUAAGGACUGCUGGUUUAAGUGUACGGUCGGUUGGUUUAAAUGUAAGGACAGCUGGUUUAAAUGUAAGGACGGCUGGUUGAUGCUUUAAAUGUAAAGGAGGUUGGUUUACUUGUAAGGGUUGUUGGUUUAAACAUAAGGGUGGUUGUUUUAAAUGUAAGGGUGGCUGGUUUAAAUGUAAGGAAAGCUGGUUUAAAUGUAAGGAAAGCUGGUUUAAAUGUAAGGAAAGCUGGUUUAAACGUAAAGGCGGUUGAUUUAAAUGUAAGGACAGCUGGUUUAAAUGUAAGAGCGGUUGGUUUAAUAUUUAAAUAUAAGGAUGGCUGGUUGAAAUGUAAGGACAGCUGGUUGAAAUGUAAGGAAGAGGGGUUUAAAUGUAAGGAUGGCUGGUUUAAAUGUAGGGGUGGUUGGUUUAAAGGGAAUGGCGGUUGGAUUAAAUGUAAGGACAGCUGGUUUAAAUGUAAGGACAGCAUGUUUAAAUGUAAUGACGGUUGGUUUAAAUGCAAGGAAAGCUGGUUUAAAUGUAAGAGCGGUUUAUUUAAAUGUAAGGACAGAUGGUUUAAAUGUAAGAGCGGUUUAUUUAAAUGUAAGGACAGAUGGUUUAAAUGUAAGAGCGGAAGUAAGGACAACCGGUUUAAAUGUAAGAGUGGUUGGUUUAAAUGUAAGAACAGCUGGUUGAAAUGCAAGGACGUCUGGUUGAUUUAAAUGUAAUGACGGCUGGUCUAAAUAGAAGGACGACUGGUUUAAAAUUCAGGACGGUCAGUUUCAGAAAGCCGAUGGCUUGUUGUCAUCAUAUAAAAAUAAGUGUAAGAUUUAUUUGAGUAUAGACUAUUAUAAUUAUAGACAGAUAAUAGCACAUUAUUUUCUAAACACAAUCAGUUCAGUUGUCAUUCAUUUAGAAUUGUGUUCAAAUGUCAUCUGGUCCCAAGUUUUGAUCAUAAUAGAUUGAAGCCCAACUGGGUUGUCAUUUGACUUAACAUCCGAUUUAAAUUAACGCCAUGUCAUAUUCCAUGAACUUGGUCGUGUCCGGUAGCAUCCAGCCUCGUAUUGGUACACAAGUGAUUUUGCUAGCAGAAGUCGGUAAGUAGGUCAAUCGAUCAGCUCUCCUGCACCAGUUUCCCGCCCCGUGUCCUCAUCACUAGCCCACUUCACAGCGAAAUGAGGUCACCACCGUAAGUCGGUUACUGGGUCUCGUGGCAGACCGCCCUCUUUUCAACGAAGGCUCCCCCCCCCCUCCCCCUCACCCUCUCUCUCUGAUCCCGACAUUUGUACUCCUCUGUUUUAUUUUGUGGAGACACAUGGGAUACUUUGAGUCGUCUGAGUCCGUUACAGUGCACGGAGUGGUCGGUGCCGAGUGAAUGCUCCGUCAGGAUGUUUCCCCUGAUGGGUGUGGGUUAGCCUCACAGAUUUCCCUGUGUUGACUAAGGACUAAAAACUAGGAGACGGGACUUUGUUUUGGAGAGCAGAACGAAUGUGGCAGUGAAAUGUUGUAUUGGAUCCUUGUUUGAUGUCUACACCACUUCAAUGAGCCCAGGACGAGAUCACCCAACCUAAUAUACUUUCAAUAGUCGACAUUCAGUCACACAGGAUUACAAAGUUGCCGUUUGUUUUGUUUUUUUUGUUGUUUUCAGUUGUUAAAAAAAUUGUGUAAAUAUCUUAAAUAGAAUCUAUUUUUUGGCUCGUCCAUGGUCUGGGCUAUGAUGUGCUGUGUGCUUGACCUGUGGAUGGCGUCCAACAAUGCACUAUUAAAGAGAUCAGCUUCGAUGUGGUCGAAGCACACCACGUCACGGUCUUAGCUCCUUACCUGAUCGUCGUUUGUCACACUGCAGAUCGUCACGAGAAAGCCAGGGGUUUGGAAGUUUCUCUCUUUUUUUUUUAAAAUAUUGCCUUUGCGAAACGAAUUAAGGCAGCCGCGCGGGCAUAUGCAGUAGUGGUGGGUGUCAUGGACUACCAUCAGCCAGCAGCACCCCCAGCACCACAGGAUGGAAGAAAACUCACCUGGCACCACAUAGAUAUUAUACCUGCUUACCUGAGUGGAAUCAACAACUUGACCUGCCUUGUAGCCUGGAACCAGCCAACUUCGUGUACAUCAGGAAGCACUCUAAGGUAUGUUGCUUUAUUUCACUUCACUUGGAUUCAGUGGUUCUUUCUUGAUAAUGACAUGUUAGUCAAUUCGUUGCACAAGGUUUCUGUAUUUUCUUACUCACCUAAGUCUCUGUCUGGGUUACAUAAUGAAGUCUUUGUGUUAUGUCAAUGUAUUUGUUACACACUGAAAUCUGUGUUUGUGACACACUUAAAAUCAUGUGUUUGUUACACUCAUAAACCUCUGUUUGUCUUGUUUAUGUUAUCUUGCCACUCUGAAACCCUUUGCCUAUCGUGCUUUAUAGAAUAUCUGCUCGCGUGAAAUAAUUGAGACCACCGUACAUUAGAGUCCAGAGUUCCUGUUGUGUUUCACCAUUGCAUUCAUUGGCCUGCUGGUUUCAUGGACGUGGAUCCUUUGGUUCUCUGGUCCUUACACCUUCGUAUGGCAAUAAUAGUAUAAUAUUGAAGUUGGACAUAUAGAAUUGUUGGUACCGGUAUGUUGGACAAAUAUGAGUGGUUGGUAAGUUGGGACAUAAUAUAGUGGUUGGUAAGUUGGGACAUAUAGUGGUUGGUAAGUUGGGACAUAUAGUGGUUGUUAGUUGGGACAUAUAGGGGUUGGUAAGUUGGGACAUAUAGAGUAGUUGUUAAAUGAAUAUAUAAAGUGAUAUUUAAUGGGACACACAUGGAAUAGUUGGGACACACGUAGAAUAGUUGGGACACGCGUAGAAUUGUUGGGACACAAGUAGAAUUGUUGAGACACACGUAGAAUUGUUGGGACACACGUAGAAUAGUUGGGACACACAUGGAAUAGUUGGAACACAUGUAGAAUAGUUGGAACACACGUAGAAUAGUUGGGACACACGUAGAAUAGUUGGGACACAAGUAGAAUUGUUGGGACACACAUAGAAUAGUUCGGACACACGUAGAAUUGUUGGGACACACGUAGAAUUGUUGGGACACACGUAGAAUUGUUGGGACACACGUAGAAUAGUUGGGACACACAUAGAAUAGUUGGGACACACGUAGAAUAGUUGGGACACACGUAGAAUAGUUGGGACACACGUAGAAUAGUUGGGACACACGUAGAAUAGUUGGGACACACGUAGAAUAGUUGGGACACACGUAGAAUAGUUGGGACACACGUAGAAUAGUUGGGACACACGUAGAAUUGUUGGGACACACGUAGAAUUGUUGGGACACACGUAGAAUAGUUGGGACACACGUAGAAUAGUUGGGACACACGUGGAAUAGUUGGGACACACGUGGAAUAGUUGGGACACACGUGGAAUAGUUGGGACACACGUGGAAUAGUUGGGACACACGUGGAAUAGUUGGGACACACGUGGAAUAGUUGGGACACACGUAGAAUUGUUGGGACACACGUAGAAUAGUUGGGACACAUUUAGAAUAGUUGGGACACAUUUAGAAUAGUUGGGAAACAUUUAGAAUAGUUGGGACACACGUAGAAUUGUUGGGACACACGUAGAAUUGUUGGGACACACGUAGAAUAGUUGGGACACAUGUAGAAUAGUUGGGACACAUGUAGAAUAGUUGGGACACAUUUAGAAUAGUUGGGACUAGAGACCGAGCGAAAUGGAUUUUCUGAUUUCGGCCGAAGCCGAAGUUUAAAAUGACUUUCGGCCGAAACCAAAAAAAUGCUGAAAGUUAAAAAUGACUUUCGGCCAAAACUGAAGCCGCAAACCGAAAAUGAAAUAUUUAGAUAUUUUGAAAUUCGUUCUGUAUACAUUCUGCAUACAUCGAAAAUGAUGGGGUAAAGUAUAAAUAUUUACAUUUUUUAAAUAAAAAAAUGAGAUAAUCGUGAAUAUUAAUAAAUAAACGUCUAAUAUAAAAUCUUGUUGUUAAGGAUCAUUUAGUUUGUUCUUAAAGAUCGGUUAGUUUGUUCAUAAAGAUCGCUUAGUUUGUUCUUAAAGAUCAUUCAGUUUGUUCCUAAAGAACGUUUAGUUUUCUGUUUAAGAUCGCUGAGUUUAUUCUUAUAAAUCGUUUAGUUUACUAUCAAAGAUCAUUUGUUUCGUUCUUAAAGAUCAUUUAGUUUGUUCUUAAAAAUCGCUUAGUUUCUUCUUUAAGAUUAUUUCGUUUUUAGUAAAGAUCGCUUAGUUUGUUUUAAAGAUCGUUUAGUUUUUUCUUAAAUGUUGCUUAGUUUGUUGUUAAAUAUCGUUUAAUUUGUUCUCAAAGAUCGCUUAAUUUUUUCUUAAAGAUCGCUUUAUUUGUUUUUAAAGAUCACUUAAUUUGUUCUUAAAGAUCACUUAAUUUGUUCUUUAAAGAUCGUUUAGUUUAUUCUUAAAUCUCGCCUAGUUUUGUUGUUAAAUAUCGCUUUCGCUUAGUUUUGGCUGAUGACCGAAAAUCUCAAUCACUUUCGGCCAGAUGGCCAAAAGUCUAAGUCAAUUUCAGCCGCCGAAACCAAAAAAAAAAAGAAAGUUAACUUUUCUCUUUCGGCCGAAACCGAAUUGUUCGGACACACGUAGAAUAGUUGGGACACACGUAGAAUAUUUGGGACACAUGUAGAAUAGUUGGGACACAUGUAGAAUAGUUGGGACACAUGUAGAAUAGUUGGGACACACGUAUAAUAGUUGGGACACACGUAUAAUUGUUGGGAAACAUGUAGAAUAGUUAGGACACACGUAGAAUAGUUGGGACACACGUAGAAUAGUUGGGACACACGUAGAAUAGUUGGUACAAACGUAGAAUAGUUGGGACACACGUAGAAUAGUUGGGACACAAGUAGAAUAGUUGGGACACACGUAGAAUAGUUGGGACACACGUAGAAUAGUUGGGAAACAUGUAGAAUAGUUGGUGACAAGGAAGAUAUAUUCCAUUAGUUGCUGACAACGAGACCAGACUGUCCACAACUAAACCAAUCUCUAGCUACCGACCGUGACGUGUUAGUGCACAACUGAGCCAAUCUCUAGCUACCAACCGUGACGUGUUAGUGCACAACUGAGCCAAUCUCUAGCUACCAACCGUGACGUGUUAGUGCACAACUGAGCCAAUCUCUAGCUACCAACCGUGACGUGUUAGUGCACAACUGAGCCAAUCUCUAGCUACCAACCGUGACGCGUUAGUGCACAACUGAGCCAAUCUCUAGCUACCAACCGUGACGUGUUAGUGCACAACUGAGCCAAUCUCUAGCUACCAACCGUGACGUGUUAGUGCACAACUGAGCCAAUCUCUAGCUACCGACCGUGACGUGUUAGUGCACAACUGAGCCAAUCUCUAGCUACCAACCGUGACGUGUUAGUGUAAAAUGAUAUCACCUCUUAAACUUUAUUUAAGUCAGUGUGUUUCUGACGACUUGUGACUAUCUCAUCUACCUCUCCGAUGACUUACUGUGACUUACACGGCUGGUGUUAGUCAACUUCUAAUAAACAGGUCAGACCUGGGUAUAGCAUUCAUACAUUGAACUUGUAUAUAAUUUGUUGUGAGGUCUGACCUUAGUCUCAACGGCUUGAGUGUGGGUUGGAGGUUAGAUCUGACCUUGGUCUCAACGGCUUGGGGUGCGGGUAGGAGGUUAGAUCUGACCUUGGUCUCAACGGCUUGGGGUGCGGGUUGGAGGUUAGGUCUGACCUUGGUCUCAACGGCUUGGGGUGCGGGUUGGAGGUUAGGUCUGACCUUGGUCUCAACGGCUUGGGGUGCGGGUUGGAGGUUAGGUCUGACCUUGGUCUCAACGGCUUGGGGUGCGGGUUGGAGGUUAGGUCUGACCUUGGUCUCAACGGCUUGGGGUGCGGGUUGGAGGUUAGGUCUGACCUUGGUCUCAACGGCUUGGGGUGCGGGUUGGAGGUUAGGUCUGACCUUGGUCUCAACGGCUUGGGGUGCGGGUUGGAGGUUAGGUCUGACCUUGGUCUCAACGGCUUGGGGUGCGGGUUGGAGGUUAGGUCUGACCUUGGUCUCAACGGCUUGGGGUGCGGGUUGGAGGUUAGGUCUGACCUUGGUCUCAACGGCUUGGGGUGCGGGUUGGAGGUUAGGUCUGACCUUGGUCUCAACGGCUUGGGGUGUGGGUUGGAGGUUAGGUCUGACCUUGGUCUCAACGGCUUGGGGUGUGGGUUGGAGGUUAGGUCUGACCUUGGUCUCAACGACUUCCUGUUUCCUUGUCUGUUAUUCAUCAAACCACCAAAAUGGCCAAACACACAACAAUCGACCCCAUAUCCCACCUUAACAACCGAUACCCUCCCAGUAACCAGGUGUGUUGGUAGCGACCAGUAAUCUGUGACGCAAGUUGUCUUUCACCUGGUUUGACAAUGAGGUCACCAGCAUUCCUGGCCUGAAGUGGGUCAGUUGACGUCAGUUGUCAGGCUAUAGGGUAAGGCCCGGUUCGGUGGGUAACAAGACAACUUUACUUGGAUGCACUUAACCAAUGUUUUGAUGUAAGAAUGGCUAGAAAUGGCAACCACCGGUUUCUAUUUAUUAUUUAUAGGCAAUUAUAACGCACAACGGCAAUAAAAAUGAAGUCACCCUACUACAAGGUUAAAAUGCCAUGGCUUUUCUCCGCUAUCUGUUUGGCGUAGCACAGUGGUUCCCAAACUCCAGACGCCGGUUCUUCGCUACAAUGGUGUAGGGAAAAAUUACAUAAUUUUCUUAAUUUUAUAUCCACUUUCAUUCCAAUGCGACAGGACGCGACCUCUAGCGGACCUGGUGCAAACCAUUAACUCACACGAGUAAUUAGGGGCGUAGAAAGGGGGGUGGGGGGGGAGGGGGGCCUGGCGGUACUUUUUUCUUUCUUCUUUAUACGGAGAGGCGGCAUUUUCGACCAACUGUGGAGUUUUUUUGUAGUAGAAAGGUGGCCCGCCCCGGGCGUCACUACUAGCUACGCCACUGUGGGGAGUAGUUACUCUUAUUGAACUUAGGCAGAAAACUAACUGCACUUAAAAUUAUAUGCAUAAAAUUACAAUGGUUGCAGUUAAAGAUAAUAUUUUAAAGUUUAACUUUAUUCAAUCCUAACUUCUGGAAGUUGUUUUUAUUUGUUUGUUUUUUUUAAUACAUUUUAAGUUAACUGAUUCCAUUUGUUCCGCCGAGGAGUGCUAUGUUAUUUCAGCUGCCAUAUUGACCUGCAGCAAGCUUGUUAUUUCAUGCCGUGAAAAGAAAAUAGCUCUCACAUUAGAGACAGGCGGAAUGUGUUGUUUCUGGUCUGGAACGAAAGCAAACCGCGAAAGUUACAAAUGUCUUGAGACCGAAGCCGAAAUCCAAAGCUUAACGAGACAGAUGGGUGUAUUUCAUAGUGAUUCAUAACUUUGGUUGUUAAGGAGGUCCACGGGGCAACAUAUCCAUGUUUAUAUAUGGCUGCGACUAUUCGUACCCGGGUACCAAAAGUGAGAGGUUGGGAUUAAAAAACUAUUUAAAAUAUUAUUGUUGGGUUUGUAAGACAAAAUGAAGUAUCAAAAGAGAGAUAAUUGAAUGGACUAUAUGUUUGUAAACUUACUUCUUCAGUUUAGCUAAAAUAAACGACCACAAAUGACAUCCGAAUAGCAUGGAGUCAAAAUGGACCCAUACACGCAGCGCCGCCAUUCGCACCCGGGUACCAAUACCAAUAGUUUUUUAAUCCCAACCUCUCACUUCUCGUACCCGGGAACGAAUGGCCACUUCGAUAUAUAAUUGUUUAAAUUAAAACUGAGAAUAUCCGGUAUCGUGAAUUCUGUUAGAUACCGGUACACAUCUAAUGAAUACUUUGGCAACUACCAUUUGCAUUAAAGAUUAUUUUAAAGUUUUUAAAAAUGUAUUGUAAAGUAUAAUGGUAAGAGAAAAUUUUGACCGUGGGGGGGGGGGGCGCAAAAGUCAUGCAAAAUAGACUAUUGGGCGCCCUUUGCUUUAAUAAUUUAUUUUUAAAAAUUAAUUACAAGGCUACUGAGACGUAUUUGGCAUCGAUCGAAAACUUAGCCGAUCUAUUGAAUUUAUUGUUAAUGGUAUCGUCCACUAAAAUGACUAGACACAAUCAUAAACCUAGAAUGAACUGUUCUGUUGCCCUCGGGUCAGAAACCUACGGCUCUUUGAGCUUUCUCCUAACGCUGGGCUACUUUUAGUUACUGUGGUGCCGGCAAUGAGGGACAUCCGGCAUUGUCUAGCUGCACCAAGCAGCUCGAUGCCACCUUUGCUUGCCUGACUAGCUGCACCAAGCAGCUCGAUGCCACCUUUGCUUGCCUGACUAGCUGCACCAAGUAGCUCGAUGCCACCUUUGCUUGCCUGACUAGCUGCACCAAGUAGCUCGAUGCCACCUUAGCUUGCCUGACUAGCUGCACCAAGUAGCUCGAUGCCACCUUAGCUUGCCUGACUAGCUGCACCAAGUAGCUCGAUGCCACCUUAGCUUGCCUGACUAGCUGCACCAAGUAGCUCGAUGCCACCUUAGCUUGCCUGACUAGCUGCACCAAGUAGCUCGAUGCCACCUUAGCUUGCCUGACUAGCUGCACCAAGUAGCUCGAUGCCACCUUAGCUUUCCGGGCUCGUUGUUCAGAAAGCCCUUUACUUAUUUCAUAUUUCUUCUUUCGUUUUCAAAUGUGCUUUUUACAAUAAAAAUAAAAACGUUUUCAUUCCGAUCUUUUGAAACUUUUCCUGAAGUCUAUUUUUCAUAAUAAUACCUAGGCAUUGUAUAAAAUGCCUAGGCAAAGAUGUAACAUAAAAUCAAAUAUUUCAUACUUUCCCUAAAAACUGCAGGCAUUCUAUGUAAUUUCUAGGCAUUCUAUACAACUGCAUUCACGCAUUGCCGUUAACAACUAUAUCAAAAUAUAAUAUCCGACUCUUUGUUGUGAUAAAGUCCCUGACCCCACACAUGUUCGCUGAGACAAGCGUUCUUAUUGGUCGACAUUUUAACUUUUCGUUUAUCCGCAUUUACCAUUGGUUGGGCUUCUAAUUUUAGAUAUGACCCAGAUUGAGCAGUAGGCCUACUACAUAAUUAUUAGGAAAUUGAUACUUGACACAGGCACAUACCGGUAUGUGUGUAGGCUUAUGAUUAAAAUUAAAGGCUUAAGUAUACCCGAUUCAAAUAAAAAUGAUCUAUUUUUAUGAUUGCACAAGGUUCAUUAUUCUCUUUCUUUACAUGUGUGUCUAUACUCAUGCAUGUGAUUAACCAUGUGUGUGUUUUUUUUUAUUUAUUUAUUGUCAAUGGCAUGAUAAAGAUGAAUGUCAAUGAAUAAAUUCAUUAAAUAAACUUGGGGCAUAGGGUUCCCAAAUUAUUAUAUUUUAACAAAAAAUAAUGUAAGUAUUAACAUUCCCCUAGAUUUUUUUCCCCACAAAACAUUACUAUUUACCUUUUCCUUAGCCUAAUUUAAAUUUAAUUUGGUUGAAAUAUUGGACAAAUAGGUCAUCAUUCAUGCAGCUGUGACAGCCUGAAAUCUCGUAGACCAGCGAAAGCUUAAAUUACUUUUGACCGAAAAUCAACCGAAAAUUGACUUGUUCUGUUUUGAUCCAAAAUGAUCAUACGGCAACGUUCGGCGCUGAAACCGAAAUGAGUUCGGCAUCUAUCUGAAAUCCCAUCCUUUCAUUGACUACCGCCCUACUUGACCAAUUUAGUUCUACUCCUCCACACAAGUUCGCCUAUUUUGUUCCUCCCAAUAUUUCUAUUUAACAGGGUGAGAAUAAAAAAUAAAGUCUUUUACUUAUGUUCUGUGAAGCUCGUCUUUGAUAGAAAGUUUUUUGUUUUUUUUUUCUUCAUUCAAGAUGCUUGUUGUUGUUGUUUUUGUUGUUUUUUUUGUUUUUAUUGUUUUUUUUGUUUUGUUUUUUUUUUGGGGGGGGGGGGGUUUUUUUUUUUUUUUUUUUUUUUUUUUUUUUGUUUUUUUUUUUUUUUUUUUUUUUUUUUUUUUUUUUUUUUUUUUUUUUUUUUUUUUUUUUUUUUUUUUGGGGGGGGGGGGUCUUUUUAAACCGCCAGGUGUCAUGUCUUCUUCUUCCCCUGUUUUAACUGCCAGGUGCGAUGUAUACACCAGGGUAUGUUAUUAACAUCGACACCGCCCACACAUCGACCAGCAGCAGUAACAAAAUGGACAACAAUCUUUGCCGUGAACUGGGGACGUUGUUUCAUGGUUUAGAUAAGUCCUGGUGAGGGGCCGUCCAUAAAGUACGUCACGCAUUUUUGGACCAUUUUUAGCCCCCCCCCCCCACCUGUCACAUUCUGUCACAAAUCUCUGACCCACCCCCACCCCCCCUAAAGUACGUCACACUUUCGAAGAAACUGGUGAGGGGCCGUCCAUAAAGUGCGUCACGCAUUUUUGGUCAAUUUUUAGCCCCCCCCCCCCACCUGUCACAUUCUGUCACAAAUCUCUGACCCACCCCCACCCCCCCUAAAGUACGUCACACUUUCGAAGAAUUUUUUUAAAAAAAUUAACACCUAAUUAAAAUUUAAUCUAAAACACACUUCACUAUUAAACUGUAUUAAAAUAUAAAAUUUCCACUUAAAAGAACUAUCACAUUAUAAAAAUGACUUUAAUAGUAGAAUAGUUAAUUGUCAACAGUUGUCACAGUUAUUCAUUGAAGCAAUAACUCAAUCUAGAUUGAAUUUGAAAACAAAAAUUGCAAAAAUUAGACUAGACAAUUAGAUAAAUAAUAUAAUACACAUCAUUUAUCUGCUGCUUUUUCAUUUACAAUAGGUGAGGUCAAGUUUUAUAUAAUUUCUGAUUAUGCAAUCUUUUUACACAGGAUUAGAAGUAGAUUAGCGAAACUUGACCUCACCCAGUGAUUAAAUAAUAAAAAGGACAGUGACAUAAUUAUGCAGCGGACAACAUAGAAAUAAUAAUACUUCAGGCAUAACGAAAGCAAUGCUUCGCAACAGCAGACUAGCGCUCCUAGCGAGAAGAAUCGUGAACAACACAUUAAGGAGAUACGCAUUUCAUGCUAUUUUGACUAAUGAUACACACAAUUUUUGAAAAAAAGUAUUUUUAAAGCUAUUAAAUUCCACUAAAAAAGUAAUAAAUAAUUAGAAAUAAAAUUAUUAAAAAAUAUGUGACGUCACACAUGGCCUGACCCCCCUCUCACAAACUGUCACACUUUCUUACACCCCCGCCCCCGUCUUGAGCGUGACGUACUUUAUGGGCGGCCCCUGAUGAAAAGAAUUGGGGGGGGGGGUGUAAUUGAUUAUGAUAAGGACUUUAUUCGAGUAUGUAGCUGGAAUUGAUCUCAAACAAGGAACCAGUGAUUGUAACGCAACAAUAACGACUUUACACGGUUUCUUAUAGUGAAUGGAGUGUGUCAUGGAAGCUUUGAAACAAUGCAUUAUUUGCAUUGUGUGUCAUCGAAGCUUUGAAACAAUGCAUUAUUUGCAUUGUGUGUCAUUUCUUUUUCAAGGCGAGGAGAGCUUCAUUUGGCCCCGCGGGUUGUAGUUUGCCCACCCCGUUUUAAAGGAAUGAAACGUGUGAGCCACAAAACGUGGGCUUAGUUUCCCAAUACAUUUGGUUGGUUGGUAUAUUAGUGCCCCUCCCACCCACUGACAUACCCACGGCUGUCUGUUGGCUGCUUGUCUCUGACAGCUGUCUGUUGGCUGCUUGUCUUUGACAGCUGUCUGUUGGCUGCUUGUCUUUGACAGCUGUCUGUUGGCUGCUUGUCUUUGACAGCUUUCUAUUGGCUAGGUCUUCCUGCCUCAUGCACCCUCCGACACUGCCUCAUGCACCCCCGACAUUGCCUCAUGCACCCCGACACCCCUGCCUCAUGGACCCCGACACCCCUGUCUCAUGCACCCCGACACCCCUGCCUCAUGCACCCCUAACCCCAGCUUGUAUCUGACAUGACUGUGUGUGCUUUUACUCUGCAUUGGGUGACAUUGUUUUGUUCUCUGAAAGCAUUCCUACAUUAAGCAGUGGGCCUAGUGCUACUAAAGCAGUGAGCCAAAUGCUACUAAAGCAGUGGGCCAAGUGCUACUUAAGUAGUGGGCAUAGUGCUACUAAAGCAGUGGGCCUAGUGCUACUUAAGUAGUGGGCAUAGUGCUACUAAAGCAGUGGGCCUAGUGCUACUAAAGCAGUGGGGCUAGUGCUACUUAAGUAGUGGGCCUAGUGCUACUAAAGCAGUGGGCCUAGUGCUACUAAAGCAGUGGGGCUAGUGCUACUUAAGUAGUGUGUCCAGUGCUACUAGUUGUAUUAUGAUCAAGUUUAUUUCAAACAAAUCAAACCAAUUUCACUUGUUUAUUGAUGCCAUUGAUCAUCAAUAUUUUGUUGGGUAGAACUAUUUGAAGGGAUCAUUUGAUAUCUGAUUGUAAUCUUUUGAUCAUGUGUAGGUUUGCAGAGAUAAAACCUAAAGUCUUGUACAAUUGUUUAAUAUAAUCUGUAAGACUUGUGUAAACCUCCAUGUCAUUAGGCAUUUCACUCGUGCAUUUUUGCUAACAAUUUCUUUCUUCUUUGACUCUCAGGGCAAGCAUUUCAUGGCGUCCACCGGUAAGAUCAGCGAAGGAAUUCUUCUCGGCAUGGGCAACCCACUGUUGGACAUGAGCAUCACUGGAGACCUAAAGCUUCUGGAGCGUUAUGGGCUGGCUCCCAACAACGCGGUGCUGGCCACCCCAGAACAGCAUGAAAUCUACCACGAGAUAGUGGAGAGCUACCGGCCGGUCUACAUUGCGGGAGGAGCCACACAGAACAGCAUUAGGGUGGCUCAGUGGCUCAUACAAGUUCCCAAUGCUACAACAUUCUUUGGUGCCGUGGGGGAUGAUAAGUUUCGGCUCAUCCUGGAGGAUGCCGCCCGAAGUGUUGGGGUCAAUGUUAGAUACCAGGUGCACAGAGGAGGUAAGACAGGAGUGUGUGCAGCCAUUAUAACAGGAGAGGAUCGGUCUCUCAUCACAGAACUUGGAGCCGCACAAAACUUUAGUGUGGAUUUCCUGAAGCAACCAGACAACUGGCUGUACGUAGAAAAAGCAAAGUUUUACUACAUUGGUGGCUUUCUGCUGACAGUAUGCCCUGAAGCAGUUCUAUAUGUGGCCCAGCAUAGCUCAACCUUUAAUAAGACUCUUAUCAUGAACCUUCAUGCCACUUUUCUUUGUGAGAUUUUUGCUGAUUCCAGCUUGGGUUUGAUGCAGCAUGUGGAUGUCCUGUUUGGUAACAGUGAUGAAGCCAGGGCGUUCUCCGAGGCCAUAGGAUUUGGUACAAGCGACAUCCAGGAAAUAGCUCUCAAAACAGCCGCACUUCCCAAAUUGAACCCAGAGCGUCCCAGGAUUGUGAUAUUUACACAAGGCAAAGAUCCAACUUAUAUUGUGGCCGAAGGCAGAGUUCAGGAGCUGCCGGUGGCACAAGUGGAUCCAUCUCUCAUUAAGGACACCAAUGGAUGCGGGGAUGCCUUUGUGGGGGGGUUUCUGUCUCAGUUAGUCCAGGACAAGCCACUGCCAGAAUGUCUAAGAUGUGCUGACUAUGCCGCCAAGGUUGUCAUCCAGCAUUUUGGCUGCACAUAUGAUGAGCAUCCUCAUUUUAUUUAAGAACCACCACUUAAAAACCUUAUGUUGCCCAUUUGUUUGACAUCUUUCUUUGGCUUAUCCUUAACUUUGAUCAGAUUUAAACUUCUUAUUUUAUUUUGGUGAAAGCAUUUGUUUUAAAAUAGUUUGUUUUAAUGAACUCCAACGAAUUUGAAUUAGAACUUUGAAGGAUAACUCUAUGUUCCUGAGGAUUGUACAUAGAAACAUUAUUUAUUGCAAACAAUGAAUGCAGUAUCUACAUGUAGGCGUGUCCACAUGACACAUGUGUAGCAAUGGAUGCAGUAUCUACAUGUAGGCGUGUCCACAUGACACAUGUGUAGCAAUGGAUGCAGUAUCUACAUGUAGGCGUGUCCACAUGACACCUUUGUUGUUUAAAACAUGACUACCCUGACAUCAAGAUAAUAUUAAUUCUACUUUAACUGCAUGUAUUUAAAAAAUCAAAAUUUUGGGUCACUGACGAUACACUUUUAGUAACUUCCAUCCACCUAUUUAUUAGAUAUGCCUCACCUAAACUUUUUUUUUUUUAAUUCAAUCCUUGUGACGUGGCCCUUGAGUUGUUGUUUUUUUCAGCAUCUGUUGAUUUUAAUGUGGCUUCAAAGUAAUGAGGAAAGUCUUCAAAUAAUAUCACAAAUCAAUGGAAUUUUGGAAUGAUGGCAUGUAGACAAAUAUCUCUUUAAAAAUAUUAAAAUGCAGCCCCAGUGGUACCACCUAAUUGCUGAACCAUGUCAUGAUGAUAUUUAUAUACAUGAGGUUUUUAACACAUAUUGGAAACAUCCUUAUAAAAGAAUUUAAAUAAUAUAUUUUGCUGUCAUCUAUUUACCAAGUUCUCAGAUUAUUGUACAAAUAACUUUUUUUGAAAAAUCUUUUAUUGUUAUGUAUUUCUGUCCUCUGAAUCUCAAUGUCCUCUUUAAUCUUUGUGAUUUCAAUGAUACUGUACUUAACAAAUCCGCUUUAAUCUAAAACAAUGAAUGUGUUGAUGUCAGAUCCUACCCUAGGAUCCCAUAGAUUUAUAGUCUACUGUUCUUUGUAUGUUAUUUGCGGAAAGUUAUGUUCAUUAGUUAGAACUGUCUUACCCUAACCAGGAAACCAUGUUUAUUUCUUGUAAUGCUGUUAAAUGGAUUUUGUAUGCAAAGCAUGAAUGUGAUAUUAUCUGGUCCAUCCUUUAGGUAAAGAAGAGUCAAAUUUAUGGAGAACAAGUCUUGGGCUUUUGAACACAUCUAGUUUAAAACAUGUCUAGAUAACACAUGGAGAAUACAACAUGACUAGAUAAUAACAUUUAUAUUAUCUUACUAUCACUUGUUUCUUUUUGUAAGUGGAAAAACUUUUGACUGAGAACUCAGCUACUCUCCAAAAUAUUUCUUCAUCUCUGUAUUUCAUCUUAUGUUAGAUUUUCUUAAAGCUUUUUUUAACAUAUCUUUAGUUUUUUAGUUGAAAAUGUUUGAAAGGAAAUUGAUGUGCACCUAAAUUUACAGGUAAUUUUUUUUUUUUUUUUAUAAGAAGCAGCAAAAUAUUGUGGAAAAGAAGGAUUUUUAAAUUAUUUAUUUUAACUUGUAACUGAACGACAAUAGUUUAAAGAAACUCUUUAGCCAAACUUAAGUUCUUCAAUGAAUGCUCCCUAAUACCAUUGGAAGGUCAGAAGGUCAUCAAACAAAAUGUGAUAUGCCUGUUGAAAUGAAAUUUUCUUUAAAUAUUUUUUUUUUUUUUAAUCUUUUGGAUAUUUUUUAGUAUAAAAAGUUGUUUUUUGUGGUAGAUUUAGAUUAGUUGUAUAUGAAUGAAUAUCUGUUGUGGGUUGUUGUAAACUAGUUUUGCUUAUAUCUGACUUAUAUUCUGAUGAUUAAAAUUAGACAUGUUGUGGUCUGUAGGAGACUAUAUCAUGUCAUAAUUCAACAGAGCUAGAGCUACCGUUAAAGGUUGUAUGCCAGUGUGUAGGCAAUUGUUGGCACCUAAUCGUUCCAUUAUUCAAUUAUUGCUCAAAGCUUGUUGAAUAACUGUCAGAUAAUGAAGUAUAUUGUGCCUGUUACACUUUGCGCUUGUAUGGGAUCAUUGAGAAAAUAUGCUUACAGAAAGGGGGAAAAAAACUGUCUGGACUAGAAUUGGAGUUAAAGUUGGUCUAAUAAAGUCUAAUUUAUUUCUUACCUUAUUAUAGCAUUUUAACUGGUGGCAGCCUUAAUAUAAAGAAUAAAACUAAGAGUGAUUAUACAUACAUGUACACACAAUAUCUUCUCCAUGGUAUUGUUGAUGCAUUCAGGCUUUAAAUACUCAUGAAUGUCUAAAACUAGAUUAGUAUAACACUAUUAUACAAGUGACUUGUACAUGCUUAUCAUUUAUAGAGAUCAAUGUGAAGCAUACCAGUGAUCAAUAUCAAACAUACUAGUGACUCGGAAAUGGCAUGUUAUGAAGUUAAAACACUAUUUAUUGACUCUUCUAUUCAUCAAGUUACAUGUAGAAAUAUCUGUAUAAAUAUAUUGUGAGUGUGUUACAACAGGAAAAAUCAUAAUUGAUAUUUUCCCUAACGACCGUCAUUGGUUCCAAAUAUAUAUUUUUUUACGAUCACUGAUCGAAUUUAAACAAAAUUAUCCAAGCCUGGCAUAGAAGAUUUUUAAUUAAAAUUUGAUCGGCAGAUAGAAUAAGCAAAAUAGAUGUAAAAUUAACCUGCGUCUGAGGAUGCUGAUUUUUGGUGUUUCCACAAAAUAUCUUAUGUUAUUAGUGUUCAAUAAUUUUAUUAUUGUUUUUGCUAGUUCUAGAAUAUUUCACACAUUUUGAAACCAUGACAAAUUCGUGUUUUAACUGGUGUUCUAGUUUAAAUACACUUUAAGUUUUUCUGGAUUUUACAAAUAUAAGCCUAGGAUCUGAUUGGUUCAAUCAAUUUGUAUAUAUUUCUGUAUAAAGUGUAAAAAGCUGAAUAUCCAACAUUCUUUGGUAAACACAUUAACUCUAAUCUUGACUAUAAUAAGACUAAGAGUGUAAGUGAAACACUUUAAAUGUAGUUACCGUAUUUUCCGGCGUAUAAGACAACUGGGCGUAUAAGACGACCCCCGACUUUUUCUAUUAAAAUCUAUGGUUUGGGCUGUAUACCAGCUCAUAAGAUGACCCAUGGCGUAUAAGACGACCCCCGACUUUUGAAAAGAUUUUCAUGGGUUAAAAAGUCAUCUUAUACGCCGGAAAAUACGGUAUGUAGAUUGUUGUAAUGUAUUAGUUUUUAGUUAAAGACGGUUUGAUGUUAGAUGUUGAUGUAAAGUCAAGGCGUUUUUAAAAAUUAAGGAAUGGUUCCAUAUGGAAUGAGGAAUGGGAGUAGAUUUUAUUGAGCCUGCCUGUGUAAGGGAAUGGUUCCAUAUUGAAUGCGAUUGAGAAAUGGGAGUAGAUUUUAUUGAGCCUGUCUGUGUAAGGAUCUUCAAAAUGGGCUCGGCAACCUUCAAGGCAUGUGUCCUACAUGGCUGGAGGCCGAUGUCUGGAUCUUCCUUAACUGGUCUUUACCUGUGCUAAGCUGACUUAAGGUGUUGUCUAGUCUGGAAAUUGUGGUAAAUGGUUAUGGUGUAAGUUCUAGGAUGCUUUCAGAAGGUGUAAGGCCUGGAAUGUUGGUCAGGAGGCAUACGUCCUGGAAUGUUGGUCAGGAGGCAUACGUCCUGGAAUUUUGGUCAGUGAAAGAAGGGAUUAGUUGAUUUUUUUCUGUCUCAUUUGCAGAGGGAACAGGUUGGUGUUCUGUCUUAUGUGUAGUAGGAUGAGAGGGAACAGGUUGGUGUUCUGUCUUAUGUGUAGUAGGAUGAGAGUGUAGUUAAAAUUUGAGUGCAGUUGGAUGUGCGAGUGAAUUUGGAUGAGAGAGUGUAGUUGAAUGAAGGACUGUAGGUGGAUCAGUAAGUGUAUUUGGAUGAGUGAGUAUAGUUGAAUUGAAGGACUGUCGGUGGAUGAGUGAGUGUAGUUUGGAUGCAGCGGCGUCACUAGGGUUGGUGUCACACAAUGUGGUAAAUUCAUGGUGUCCCCCCUUCCAGACUUCCUCCGUCACUGCAUGCUGUGGUUGCUCGGGUGGAAAUUUUACCUGAUGCAAUCUGAUAUUAUUAUUAUUAUUAUUACUAUUAGAGGUCUUACAUAGUGGUACCCUGUUCUUUAUAGUAACACCCUGUUUUUCUCUUGGCAACCUUAUCAGGUGGCACGCUACUCUUGUAUUAAAUUUAUGAAAUAUAAGAAAAAGGUCUGCUGAACUUGAAUAAAUGGACAGGACAAAAGAUUUGGACGUUUCGGCUCAGAGCCUUCAUCAGACCUGUUAACUUUUACAAUUUUGGCGUACAAUGUACGAUUUUGAGGUGUAUACUUUAUACAUAUUGCAUGUUUAUAUUUUGGUAUAAAGAUAAUGUAUUGAACAAUUUUUUGAUAUUAAGACGAUUUUAAGAGUUAGAGGGUAAACAGGUGUGCUUCAUCAGCAAAUCCAAAUCUUUUGUCCUGUCUAUUGAUUCAAGUUUAGCACACCUUGUUCUUCUAUUUCAUCUCCACAACUUGAAUUCAGUCCAUUAAUUAUCUUUUAUUAAAUUUAUAUCUGUUAUGAACCCUACUCUAUCCAGCUCUAUCAAAUUUGCAAUUUUCCUUUUGGUGUCAGCCCCUGUGAGGGUCUCUUCCCGUUUCUCCCCCCCCCCCCCAUGAGGGAGUCACCCACAGUGCUGUCUGCACCCCCUAGUGGCAUUACUGUUUAUUUUAUUAAAUUUUUAUCUGUUUUGAACCCUACUCUAUCCAGCUCUAUCAAAUUUGCAAUUUUCCUUUUGGUGUCAGCCCCCGUGAGGGUCUCUUCCCGUUUCUCCCCCCCCCCCCCAUGAGGGAGUCACCCACAGUGCUGUCUGCACCCCCUAGUGGCAUUACUGUUUGAUGUGUAACUCUAGUUGGAUGAGUCCUGUGGUUUUUGGGAUCUGGUCUCAGCAUGUGUGUAAUCAUCUUCCUGUGGAACUCAUAACCCAUCCAUUUAUGAGGAUAUGACAGAGAAAGUUGAGCUGUCUGUGUAACAGUAGGACAUAACUAGUUGGGCUGUCUAUUUCACAGUAUGACAUAUUUCGCUGGACUGUGUUUGAAUGUAUGACUUUACUCUUUUCCAAGUACAGGUCACUUGAGAUUUUUUAUAAUGUUAUCACAGACAUAUUAAAUUCUGUUUAAUUUUCUAAAGAUAUAGUGCCAUAUAAUUUAUUCAUUAUGACUUACAAUGCUGCAUGUUUUUAAACCUUCCCUUUCUAGAGUGUAAAAAAAUUCCUGCUAAAACAUUUCAUCACUUAAACCACACUAACUUUUUUAAUGUACUUUUUGUAAUAACAUAUUUCUGCGAGACAGCUCUUUGCCAUGUAUCAACAGUCAGAAUUAUUACACAUUUUGUCCAUCGCUUUAUAGAUGCAUAUAUUGUCAUUGUAUGUAUAUCCAGUUGAUUUUUUUCAAAAGACUAAUGUCUAAAAAAUUAUCUCAGGGGUUCUCAUCUUUCUAGCCAAAUCAGGCGGUCAUCACCUUGCACAUAUGAGAACUAAUUGGCAUAUGGUACCACAUUAAAGUCUUUGAUUUUGUUUUAUAAAAAAAGCAAAAUGCUCACUAGAUUAACUGCUUAUUCUAAAUUUAAUUAUUUAUUAAAAUUGUAAGGACAUGGUUAUUGUAACGGUUGUUUGUUUUUCUUUUGUUUUUUUUAAAUUUGCAAUAAAAUUAGCUAGUCAAAACAAUUAAGUAUAAAACAUGAGAAUGCUUAUAUUCCAUAGAAUGGAGCUGUCUGUCAUGAUAUAGGGUGAAGCUAUCUGUCAUAAUUUUAAUAUAUAAUUUUAAUGUAUGCCCAUUAGUUCUCUCCUCCCCCAUUUUUCUUCUUUUAUUUCAUGAUGCACUGGAUCACUGAGAGCCAAGUCACUGGUUUGAGAAGGCUUAUCUCCCUUGGUUCAUGGUUCAGCCUCUGACAAUUACAUUGUUACUGAAAUAUUAACUUUAUUUAUUGUCUGUAUAAGAUUCACACCAAAUUGUUGGCUAUUAUGUUCUGCUUGACUAUCAAAAAUGAUAGGCUGAACGGACUUUUCAACAGUAGAAAGUAACAAAUACCAGAUUUUAGAAAAGCCAUUGAGUUUUGUUGUUGAGUGUAGCUGACUGUAAACUCAGGACAGCUCUCAGUGACCAGAUCAAAGGAUGAUAUCCCGGUUGUAAUGUACAGUCCCAUCAUGGGAACUCACUCACUUUACAUUUUCUGUCAUUGGAAACAUUUAGUGUAUUUUCGCAUUUAUUAUCUGCCUUAUUGCCUAAUGUACAACAGCCGUAUAGAAGAAGUUGUCAGGAAGUUAGGAUAGACUGUUGUAAGCUGUUAGCUUGGUGAAUCUAGGAAAAAGAGCAAAUGUGUAUGGGAUAUGAGAGAGUGAGUUUUUACUGAAUAGUCUGAAUACUUUGUAGGAGCAUCCACCCGUUAAAUUACAAUUAAUAAGUCACCUUUUAAUGUCGUAUGUAUUUUAAUCCAUCAAGUAGGAUCCAUAAUGAACACACAUUUUUUAACACAAUCUCAAGAAUCCCUGAGAAAACACCAUAAAUCUCACAAAAUAAAGUCCAGGUCACCAAUUUUCCAACAGAUAGGUCAUUCUCAUGAUUCUCAUGUAAAAAUAAACCAUUAUUGGAGAAUUGUUAGAAGCACUGUGACGUACAUAUACCAUAUUAUUAUCAAAUUUUAUAUUAAGCAUAGUUGCCUCUCUUUACCAGGAAUUUCACAAUACCGUAAACAUAACACAAUUUUUCUUUCAUCAUCCGUAAUUUUCUUAAUUCAAAUAAUUGAAAUAAAGUCUAUAAAUUUUUAAUAUUUAAAAAAAAAGCAAAACAUGAUAAUCCACAAAUGCAAAAUUAAAAAGUCAUCCACGUGUGUGCACUAUGUCAUUACUAUUGAAACCUUUCCUGACCAUAAAUAAUAAUGAAAAAACAAAAUGUAGCAUUUAAAACAUAAUUAUUCAGAUAUUUUUUGAGUAUGUUACUUCUGAUUUUUUUGUAUGUGAGUUUGUAACAUAAAAUCAGACCACACAAAGUUCUUAGUACCGUCAUAAACAAUUCCAUUGAAUGCACCACCUGAAAUUGUUGGAAAUAAAUUAUUGGUAUCAUAGUAACUAUAAGGACUUUUUUUUAAAGUUGAAAUUAUUGUUUAAUUGCUGCUGCUUUUUUGAUUUUAAGUUCACCAAUUUUUGUUGUUGAAAAUGGGAAAACAUUUUGAAUGAAAACACCGGCUUUUAUUUUAUGAACAUCAGACUGUUUUGAUGUUGUGUUUAUUAAUAACAGGCUUGGUACGUCAGAAUAAUUGUUUGACUUUUUAGGUUAAAUUUCAUUUGUUUUCUUAUUUGUGAAAUGACAUGUAUGAAUAAUCCUAAUUGUAUAGAGGGCAAUGCUACACAAUCUGUAAUAAAUAUGACUGUUGUAACUGUGACUUGAUCUGCCUUCCAGCAACUAGAAAAUCAGAUGUGGCUAAUCAUCUCCCAUCUGAGCAUUAAUUUCGCCCAUCCCACCUUUCUCUGUCUUUGUCAAGUUUCUAUGGUGAUUGAUACAACAUGUAUGAAGGAAUACACUUUCGCAAAAUACUUUCAAGAAGGGAAUUAAACAAAUAAUUUCUUAUAUACAAUUUAGUUGACUUUUAUGUUUCUUUAAAUACAAUAAUUGUAUUGUCAGUUCAACUGUACAUUUCUGGAUUUUAUUUUUGUGUGUGUGUGUAUGUAUACAUGUGUAAUAUAUAUAAAAUUAUAUGAGCUAUUACUAGCAUGUGGUUAUUAGAGUCCCAGAAGACCAAAUAACAAAAUAGAUUAUUUAAAGCCUAAGUAAACCAAGUUGAAAUUCACUUAUUUGGCUGCUUGAUAUUCAUGUCCAUUUAUUUUAUGAUUCUGAGAUUUUCUACUUAUACAAGUUUUUCUUUAGGUGGGUAACACAGGUGGCAAGAAUUUCUUUAUAGUGCUUUACCCAAUCAAUGUCAAUGUAUAGAUCCUGGAACUCUGUUUUGAAAUGCUAAAAGCUUACAGGGACGAGCAACAUAACUUAAAUGGACCCAGAGGCCUUCAUGUUAGAAUUUCACAAGAUAGAAAUAUUCUUGAUGAGCAGCUCUGACACAUCCCUAUUCUUUAAGUUUUUAACUCAGCGUUUCCCAAACUAUUAAGUUUCACGGACUGGUGGACAAGUUUCGAAACUGCACCAAGGACCGUUGCCAGAUUUAUUAAUUAAAUUUUCUUUCUAUUUAAAGAUCAAUAUUCAUGCUUUCUGGACCAGUAACGUAAGGCUUGCGGACCGGUGCCGUUCCACGGACUGGUGCCGUUCCACGGAUCACCAUUUGGGGAACGUUGCUUUAACUAACUAAAUGUUUCAUGCUAAAAUAGCAUCUUCAAAUUUCUUAUGCAAUCAAAACAAAGUGCCGGGUAUUUCAAAAAUGGGGAUUGAGCAUUGCCCAAUUCACAGCUACUGUUACAGGCUAAUCCUACAGAGGAUGAGUCUCAUGUUAUAGAGUUGUUAUAUGGUAGUGCCCCACAGUUGAGGCAUGCUGAUCACCAUCAAGAGCACCUACCUGGGCAAGAUUAGGGACAAGUACGAGUUAGAACUACUUAUCCUUGAAAAAGUGAACAAAUUUUUUGAUUAUUCCAAAAUGUAAAGUUUCAUUCGUAUGCAUUUCCCCAAAACAGCUUGUUGAACGUAUUGAAGCUGUACAAAUGAUUGCUCUCAAUAUUUCUGUUCCACUGAAAUAAGAUUCUGUCUUUCUGUUUUUUUUUACAGGUCCAAAUCCUUGCAGGCAUAGAUAAAGGUAAACAAGGUUUGGUGUGUACAACAAUCAAGGAGAGGAAUUGGUGCUAUGUGGAAGGACUCAACUGUGUGAGUUACAAUUAAAGCCCAUUGGAGAUCAGCUCAAUACACCAAAAACGUUAUUGGAUAUCAGCUCAAUACACCAAAAACAUUAUUGGAUAUCAGCUCAAUACACCAAAAACGUUAUUUGAUAUCAGCUCAAUACACCAAAAGUCCUUCACUUAAUAUAAUUUCGAUUUUUAAAAAUAAAAAUAAAUCCAUUUUUUAAGUACUACAAUUUGUUUCUUUACAAUAAAUCACGUAGAAAAUCUGUUUGCCUGUAGUGUAAUAUAAUUGGGCUUAUCUCAGCUACAUGUAGUAUAUAAACAUAGUAUUAAAUAUUUAUAUUGUUUGUUUUAAUUGUAAAAUGUUAUUGUUAAAUGAUGGGAAACAACCCCUAAAAACAAAGUUUUUCGUAUUAAAUCCUUUAUAUGCUUUUUUUUAUAUUUUAUUUUAAUUUUCUAAUGUCCCACCUGUUUUUAUACCGCAUAUUUAUUUCACCAUUUCAGAAAAACCAACAAAAAUGUUACGCACCUAACGCUCUUGGGAUAUUUUUUUUAAAGAAUCUCAUUUAGCGCAGUUAUUAAGAAUUUUAUUUCAUAAAAUUAGUUGCAUCGUAGUUCCUUCAUCUUUCCUUUGAAAAAAAAAGGAAAAACUGAUUUUUGGAGGUUGGGGGUGGGGCUGAAAAUUUGAUACAAUGUGUUGACGACGAGUCUAUGUGCCAAGUUUCAGCUCAAUAGGUUGUUGGGAAGUGGCUCAGCUAGCCAUCCAAAGAUUUUGCCCUAAACCCUCAAAAGCAAAGUUAAUCUAAGGGAUUUAAUUGUUCGGGCAGAAAAAAAUAGCUUUGAAAAAAAAUUUAUGAAAAGUACCUAAAGAUGUUGAUCACUUUUUUUAUUUUUCAGAUUUUUAAGUGGGUCGGCAAAAGUGCCACAAACCCUGGUGUCAUAACAAAAGUUGAGAAACCACUCCUGGUCACAUCAGAAAUAUCUCUGUUAGACCCAAGUGAUUUGUAAGCAACUUUCUUACUUUAGCUGUACAUUCAAUAUUUCCAAAUUUUACUACUCAUCACACAAGUGUAAGCAACUAUCGUAACUUUAGCUGUACAUUCAAUGAUUCCAGCUAUAUUACUGCAAAUCAAGCAUUGAGAGCAACUUUUAUUUUUGUUGCUAUUCAGGGAUUAGAUGGAUUAUUGCAAAACGAAGAAUAAAUAUGUAUGAUUAUAAAUAUUCUUAUAUACGUUGAAAAUCUCGUUAGACGAGUUUUUGAAAAGCAUUAAUUGCCUAAUGAUAGCUUACAGAGUGGUUAAAAUACUUUUGAAUAAUUUGUCAUUAUUGGAAAUACAAAUUAAAACUGUGGACAUUGUUGUAUCCAAUAAUUUCCAGGCAACCAACUGAGGUAGAAUGGAGAUAUGAUGAUGAUGGCAACCGUGUUAGGGUUUCAUUGAGGAGUGGAAGAGUCAUUCCCAUUUCUAAGAAGGCCUUAGAUCUUGCUGAAGAUUUUGUUGAUAAAAAUGAAUAUUUAGGUCAGUUAAGUUUCUCUGUAUCAAUGUAUGUCAAAAUUUUUGUAUCGAGUACCCGUAUUGCAUUUUACUCUUCCCCUUAAGACCACAAGAUAUAGUUUAUACGAAGGCUUGGUCUCACACUGUUCACUCACACAGUAUAAUAAUUUAUACUUCCACUGUUCUGAAAUUGUGUUCUUUGUACUUCCUUUAAUAUUAGAACCUAUCACCAAAUUUCCAUUCCCAUCUAAUGUUUGAUUGUAACUCUUUAGACAGACUACUCAUCAACUAAACUGUUUUAUGCAUCCUACAGAACAAUCCUGGGACACUAGAGAAAAAGAUCUCUUAAAAGUCACCUUCAAACCUUUAUCGAAAUCAUUUGAGCAGGACAUCAUGGACUCUCUGGGCAUCAAGGAGACCAGGAAGCGGGCUCCAAACUUUCACUAUUGAUGUGCCACUGUAAUAUUCAUAUUUCCUUUAAUUCAUAAACAAAUAAACACUUUGAAACUUUUGGAAAGGUAUAAUUUAUUACAAUUUUUAAAAAGAAUAACAGUAAAAGUAACUAACAUACCUACCACAAACUAAACAAUUAAUUUAUUCUGGUAAUUUUUUUUUUAUUUAAAGAUUUUUUAAAAUUAUGCAUACAUUCAAAUGCAGCAAACCACAACAAAAUCAUUUUGAACAUUUGGACAGUUUAAAACAAAGAAAGAAUUCAUGCACCAAAAUAAACUCAACCACCACUAAGAUGUCUUUUUAACUUAGGUCAUUCCCUUGCUUUAUUGUCAAGAGAGUUCCAUUACAUCUCAAAAUAGAUGUUAAAGCAAUGUUCAAAUCUUGAGAGCAUAAAUGACUUGUCAUUGCACAGAAGUACAUGCUAAAACAAUGUCAACCACAGUACAAAACAGCUGACAGCAGUAGUCUUCCUACAUUGUUAUAAAAUCAUAUGCCAGACACAACAGCAAAUACAUUUUCUAUUUGAAAAAAAAAUUAUUUUUUUAAAAGUAUUUAUGCAAACACACCCUUAAUAAUUGUCCACUAUUAUUUAGAGUAAAAUAUUAAUUUUGGAUAGAAAUAAUUCAUGAAAUGCUCUGUAGUCUUCAGAUAACUCAUAGUAUUUCUAAUAUGGGUGGCAGUGUUUAUCAACUAAGAAAUGAAGAUGUAAUGAAAUAAUCCUUAAAGAAAGCUGUUUUUUAAAUAUUGUCACAAAACCUUAAAAUAUUUCAAUAAAAUAACCAUUUUCAAGAGACAAAAUGAUGUAAGACUUAUGACCAAUAACAUUGUUGUUUUAAUAUAUGUCAAAAUCACAGAGACAAAUGACUGCUUGAUAAUUGACUUUAAAAGAAAAAGAUACAAGCUAAUACUAAUAUUAAAGAAGCAUGCAAGGAUUCUCAAAACAUCCUGUUUGUAUUGGUUACUGCCCCUUUACCAUUGUAAUUCGAAGAAAAAAUUUAUACCUUAAGCAAGCAUAUGUGCAGCUUCAAAAAAAUAAAUAUAUCAUAGCUUAAUAAAAUUAGACUUUAAAACUAGGCUGAUGUUAAAUGUUAAGUCUUUUUAAUUGUCAACUGCAUAUAACUUACACAUAGAUUUCUAAAUAUGACAACAUAAGAUAACGUGCUGAUCAUUUUUAAAAAAAAAUUAUUAAAGUAAAGUCAAUUGAAAUCAAUUCAAAAUAGAAAAGAAGUAAACUAAUCUUGUGCUCAAAACAUUUGACUAAAGAGAAUCAAUUAGUCAUAGGAUGUAAAGACGUGAUGUUAAAACUUUCUUUUCUAAAGAUACCUAACAGUUUACAGUAAUGAUGUACCUUGCAAAAAAACAAUGAACAAUUCUCAAGGUAUGUUAAACGGUGGUUACCAAACAUGUUUAUUAGUUGAAAAGUCAUUACAAAUACUAAAG
Messenger RNA from Lymnaea stagnalis (great pond snail), 34141 nucleotides. Lineage: Eukaryota; Metazoa; Mollusca; Gastropoda; Lymnaeidae. The record is from the annotation of a GenBank genome assembly.